ACGUCUUCUUCCAUGCGAAAUUCACACACUUUGACAAGCCCAGUGGAAUCCGCGAGUUGCUCGACAUGUACGGUCUCGGAUUUCGACCACCAGUCGGAUUUGAUGCUUCCAAAAACUAUUUAGGUCAAACUCUGAACUUGGCCUUGGACUUUAAUCUCGUUCGCCUUUUGCUGCAGACCUGAAUGUGGUGAUUUCAUGUUUGGAAAAGUCGUUUGGGGAGGAAGAAUUGGCUCAGAAGCGCCAAGACUUGUAGCUUGCCUCUCGGAAUCAUCAAAUGAACACUACUUCCGAAUAUUAGCCUCCGACUCUAUCUAGACUUUAAUCUCUUCAACAUCGUCUUCCAAUACCAAAACGGAAUACAAGACGUCGAAGGCGAGACGACAUGUCUACUCACUUAUGGAUAGAUAAUUCAAUCAUCGUCUAUGACGCUUUGCAAGACGGCUUUUCCAAAUCCACACGCUGACAGUUCCUCGAUGAAGUCAGUCACGACGUCCAUGCUAUAAUUUUAUCGCGGGUCAACUCGGUUUCCAAGCUUCGAAUCCCGUCGUGGCCUGAGAAAACACAUAUGCGCCCCACCAAUAUGCCGUUGUCACGUUCGCGGUUCCUUGGUCACUUCAUGGAGCUUGAGUGAUUACGAGUGGUAGAAGGAUCAAGAAAGCGUUUGGAGAUCCAGGAGUUAAGCUUGAAAUACGCCCUAGAUCCGGCCAAUCGGACACUGCAAAUCAUUGUUUCUUCUCUUUUCCACUUUCCGAUGCCGCACGUCCACUCCAUGACAACGUCUCUUCGGAUCUAUACGCCUGAUUUUGUGGGGUACAGAGAACAACAGGUACUCCGGGGAUGGCUACUCGCCGAGUAACUCUCAGCCACCUAUCUCCAGAAAAUCAUCCUUUCCAUAUCCCGUAUCAUGAACUCUGUCUAUAAACCUCAACUGACGCUAUGGAGAGACCUUACUCCUCUUCCAAAGCCACUCAUUAAAGCCGGAUCUCACUCAAAACACAUCUUGGUCGUCGGCGGCGGUGUGAUUGGCUUAACCCACUCCUGGGCUCUUCUCGAUAAAGGUUAUAGAGUGACCAUCAUUUCCAAGGAAUGGGCGUCUUUCGGCCAAAAACAACGCCUCGCAUCCCAAAUCGCCGGUGCCCUCUGGGAAUACCCCCCAGCCGUCUGUGGACAACACACGGACAAGAUCUCCCUCCAGCACAGUAAAAAGUGGUGUAUGGUCGCAUACCAUAUCUGGAAUGGAGUCGCCUCGGACCCAAAACUCUCGCAGAAGGCGGGUGUACGGAUGAUGCCUAGUAACUUCUACUUCCCCCAUCCGAUCGACGAGGACGACUUCCAGCUUAGCAAGAUGCAGGAGAUUAUGGCUAGCGGUGUUGUUGGAUUCAGACGUGGUCGUGAUCUGAUCUCUGAGCACAACGUCGAUCCUGAAAAUGGUGGUGUCGACGCUUAUGGGAUCAUGGCACCAAUCAUCGAUACAGAUGCCGCUAUGGCGUGGCUUAUGGACUUGGUCAAGGCCAAGGGCGCCCAGAUGAUCACGGAAACCAUCCAUGGCGACCUCCUUACGCAAGAAGACCAGCUGAGGGAACGGUUUGGAGCGGACGUCAUCGUGAACUGCACAGGCCUCGCCAGUGCAGAAACAGCGGGAGACGAGACGUGUUAUCCCAUACGUGGAGGACUUAUUCGUGUCAUUAACGACGGAGUUGACUUCCCCAAAGUCACAGCUGCCCUCACGAUCUCUGCUGAUGUAGCCAGACACAGCGAGAUUGUGUUCAUCGUUCCGCGGAACGACAAUACUCUUCUUCUCGGUGGUUUCACUGAACCCAACAACUGGAAUCUCGACCUUACUCUCGACUCUCCUGUUAUGAGACGCAUGAGAGCCCGGUGCAUAGCGUUCCUACCUGCGCUCAAGAACGCCCGCGUCGAUCCAGUAUACCCCAUGGCCCAGGGCCUCCGUCCAUUCCGACAAGGAAAUAUCCGAGUUGAAAGAGAGCUUAGACCUCAUAGGUCUAACGCUAAACCUAGCCGCAUCAUUCAUUCGUACGGCCAUGGAGGUGCAGGAUGGAGCUUAUCAUUUGGAUGUGCAGGUGAUGUUCUCGGUCUUGUUGAAGAGGCGUUAUUGGAUCUCCCGCCGAAAGUGACCACCAGCAGGCUUCCAGUUGUCCGACAACAUAAUAACACCGAGAUACAAACGAGGAUGUAAACUCUUCAUGUUCUAUCUAGGCUAGCUUGUUCGGAUUCAUUAUUCAUACAAUAUAUGGAUUAGUGGGCCUUGCUAUUUAUAAUCCUUUUACUCGUACACACGAACGAUACAU
Molecule: messenger RNA, 2309 nt
Organism: Marasmius oreades (fairy-ring Marasmius)
Lineage: Eukaryota; Fungi; Basidiomycota; Agaricomycetes; Agaricales; Marasmiaceae
Exons: 4
Coding region: 905-2197 (430 amino acids)
Molecular function (GO): D-amino-acid oxidase activity; FAD binding
Source: RefSeq, a predicted model, not a curated record